Amphibalanus amphitrite is the source of this 1693-nucleotide messenger RNA. RefSeq names its product leucine-rich repeat-containing protein 34-like. The record is from RefSeq and is a predicted model, not a curated record. Gene Ontology annotation, molecular function: protein binding. The coding region runs from base 237 to 1502 and encodes 421 amino acids. The transcript has 2 exons. NCBI's taxonomy places the organism in Eukaryota, Metazoa, Arthropoda, Thecostraca, Balanomorpha, Balanidae.
GGCACUCGCCUUGGCCGUAUAUGGGCCAGAAUUAUAUAUUAGAGUUCAGUGAUGCUGACUCAUGCCGACUUAUUUUUGGCGCAUUCAACUUAUCAAUACUGAAACAAAGCUGCAAGUUUUCCUCAAAUCUGUAGUCCACUUGACGCGGAGCAUUUCGAUGGGGCGCACCUGCCAGGGUCGCCCCGCUCCGCCUGUUCCAUCUUACCGCGCGGGGUAGGAUAGACCGGCCCUCCAUCAUGUUCCGUGUCGUGGAGCGGCCGCGGUCCGGCUGGAAGCCGGCGGCCAGCCAGGAUCCGGAUGAGGAGAAGCCGUUCCUCUCUGCCACGGCUCGCUCCGACCCGACGCUGGAUCUGCUGAGUCUCUGCCAGUUCUGCCACACCGGUCCCUCGGGCGAGGUGUCCAUCCGACUCUGUGGUAACGAGCUCACACAGCCCCGCCGCGGCAUUUAUGACGACGCUACCGCCGGGGAGCUAGUGCAGAAGCUCGCCUCGCGCCAUGAGAUCACCGAUGUGGAUCUCAGCUACAACCGGAUCGGAGACCGCGGCGCACUGGCGCUGGCGCACUGUCUGCGCGAGGGCUGGCGCGUGCGGCGCCUCAACCUGAUGAGCAACGAGCUAACGGAGCGCGGCGCGCAGCACCUGAGCGCCGCGAUGGCUGCGCCCGGCGCCCGGCUCACGGCGCUGCGGCUCAACGGCAACGAGCUGGGGGCGGAGGGCGGCCGUCACAUCGCCUGGCUCAUCGGGCAGCCGCACUGCGUGCUCACCGAGCUCGACCUGGGCCAGACGGGCCAGACCACCGGCAGUCUCAACUCCAUUCUGACCGCACUGCGCAACAACACCUCACUGCGCGACCUGGUGCUCGACCGGCCCCUUCUGCCCGACGGGUGUGACGAGGCGGCCGCGCAGCUCAGCGUGGUGCUGCGCGUCAACUCGACGCUGCGCCGGCUCAGCGUGCAGAAGUUCAGCCUCACCGACGACCAGAUGCGGCUGCUGUGUGACGGGCUGGCCGGGAACUCGAGUCUCACCGAGCUGGACCUCACGGCUAACCGUCUGCACCGAGACGCUGUCCGGCACCUGGUGGCCGCUCUGGCGGAGAACGGAGCGCUCCGGGUGAUCCGGCUCUGUCACAACCGGAUCCAGACCGAAGGCGCCCUGUGGCUGGCGCGAGGACUGACCGAGCACGGCGCCCGCGACGAGCUGCACAUCCGAGCCAACGACGUCGGAUCCGACGGACUACUCGCUCUGCUCACCGAGCUCAAGUACGACCGGCUGAAGCGGAUGCACUUCUGGGGCAACCCGUGGUGCGCGCGCGUGCCCGCUGAGGUGGACGUCCUGUGGAAGACGGGUGUGGUGGACCCGAGCCGCGUGGACGUGCGGCCGUAUGUGGUGGAUUACAUGCCGCACCUGGCCGAGCUGAGUCAGACGGAUCGGCUCGAGUACUACAAUGUCACGAGGUACGGCGACAGGACCAACGACAAGGUGCGCAUCGGCUACACCGUUUAGGCGGCCACACGGAGAGCAGAGAGCGCGCGACACAGAGCAGAGCGGGUACGACACAGAGCAGAGAGCCCGCCCGGUGAGACGGUAUUAGUUACUUGGUGCGAUACGAAUACAGUGGUCUGCAGCGACAUUGCAGGGUACGAGACGUACGGAGACACGCAAUGAACGUAGAUCAAAUAUGAAGUGUCCGGAAA